UCAGGUUUUUCUAACAUUACAAUCAAGCAGGAAGAAGAAGAAGAAGAAGACAGGCCAGGGGACCAGGGAUCUGAUGGAAGUGUAAGCAUGGCUAGCAGCCACUCAGUUCCAAAACGUGAGUUUGUUCACCAUAUGGAACAGGGGGAGUUGUCAUCAGUACCAGAUUCUCAGGAGUUGGAGAGAGUGGAAAUCUCAGAUGGCAAAUCAGACCAGCAGAGUAGGAAAUGUUUUGCUCAGAUUUCAUCUCUUACAAAUCAUCAGACGGUCCACAGAGAUAAACCAUACAAAUGCCUGGAGUGUGGAAAAUCUUUCGUUUACAGUUCAGUUUUUGUGAACCACCAGAGAAUCCACACGGGAGAGAAACCCUACAAAUGCCAAGAGUGUUGGAAAUGUUUUGCUCAGAAUUCACAACUUGUGAGACAUCAGGCGGUUCACACAGGAGAGAAGCCAUUCAAAUGCCUGGAGUGUGGAAAAUGUCUUGCUUACAGGUCAGAUCUUGUGAGGCACCAGAGAGUGCACACGAGUGAGAAACCCUACAAAUGCCAGGAGUGUGGAAAAGGCUUUGCCCAGGUUUCCAACCUCGUGAUGCAUGAGAGAAUCCACACUGGGGAGAAACCGUACAGAUGCCAGCAGUGUGGGAAAUGCUUUUCUUCCAGUUCACCUCUCCUAAACCAUCAGAGAGUCCAUACAGGAGAGAAACCAUACAAAUGUCAGUUGUGUGGGAAAUCUUUCCCUUGGAAUUCAAACCUUGUGAAGCAUCAGACAGUCCACACAGGAGAGAAACCAUAUAAGUGCCAGGAGUGUGGGAAAUGUUUUUCUUACACCUCAGAUCUUGUGAGCCACCAAAGAGUCCACACAGGAGAAAAACCCUACAAAUGCCAUGAGUGCGGAAAGUGCUUUGGUUCCACUUCAGUCCUUGUGAUUCAUCAGAGGGUUCACACAGGAGAGAAACCAUACAAAUGUCAGGAGUGUGAGAAAUGUUUUGCUCAGAAUGCACAGCUUGUGAGACACAAGAAAGUGCACACAGGAGAGAAACCAUAUAAAUGCGAGCAGUGUGGAAAGCAGUUUGCUCAGAACUCACACCUUAUGAAGCAUCAGGCUGUCCACAUAAGGGAAGAACCUUUAUAAAUGCUAGGAGUGUAGGAAAUUAUUUAAUUCCAGUGAAGUCCCUGUGAAAUACCAGAGAUGCCCCUAUGCUAGUAUUAUGGAACCUCUUAAACCAUCUGGGAGAUGACACAGGAAACUAUCCAGUGAAAUGUCAAACAUGUGGAGAAAUCUUUUGUUUAGAGAGACAACCUGGCAAAGCCAAAUUGUUCAGGCCAAAUCUGAAGGAUGCCAGAACAGCACCUACAGCUGAUCGGUAGAUGAAACGGGAAAUUUUCUGUCUUGCAGCUUUAAUACCAUUUCUGUUCAUCCCUGAAUAGUCUUGCUUCCGAUUGCCACAAACAUCAUAUCUGUUUAAUAACUUUACAAAUAUUUUUCUAUUGUUUAUAAUAUCAUUGAUGCUGUUCCGGAUAUAUUUUGCUGACAGUACAUAUUGAAUAUUUUGUAUAACAUCA
Molecule: messenger RNA, 1559 nt
Organism: Pogona vitticeps (central bearded dragon)
Lineage: Eukaryota; Metazoa; Chordata; Lepidosauria; Squamata; Agamidae
Source: RefSeq, a predicted model, not a curated record